AUGUGUACCUUGAUCAGGGUGGCCUACGCUGUGGACUUUGAAAGCCACAAUUGCCUGAGACCUUAUCAUUUGAGCUGGCGCCAUGACACUGGCUGCUCCGGUUUUCUUGGGCCAGAGCAGGCGUGUCACAUGAUGGAAAUUAUGGUGACCGAAGGGUUCCGUUCCAACCCAGACCAUGCGGGCUGCGAAAAGUUGUCGGUGACGAAGAUUCCUGCCCAGUACUUGGAUUCUGAGUACCCGCAGCUGCAGAGUUUGAACGGUAACCAGCUGAUUCCUCCGUUUAGCAUUGGCGAUGUUAAGGGCUGGAAACGUGCAGUCAUGGCUUUGGUAUGUUUGCACGGAGUCAAAGAGAUGCAGCUGACGGAACAGGUUGAUCACAUGGUGAAGGCGUCCUUUGGUUGCAUCUAUGCUUCGUUUGGUGCAUUCCAGGAUGUGCGCUCUCAAGUGCACGCCAAUCGAGGAUCACACAUGGUGGACCAGGAAUGGAAGGACACAAAUGCUGUUGCCAAGUGCUUUUCCAUCGGGAAGCAAGAAGCAGCAGCAGUAUCGAAUUUGAUGAGCAAGAUUAGCCCAAAGGUGGUCACGUUCUUGACUGACAGCAUUCGAUCGCAUUGGACUUCUGGCACCCAAGGCUUUGAGCAGUGGAAGGAAGAGUUCCGCAACAAUGAUGAUGACAAGCUUGUGUUGCUAUUUGUUUCCAGACUGCAAACAGAUUUCGAUGCAACUCCGCCAGCCUUGCGCAAAGCUUGCAGCUUCAAGGAUGGCCUCAGCAAACAUCAGGGCUGUGGUGCCCAUUUUUUGAGUGUGCUUCAGCGCAUGAGCCCCCCAGCCGAGUUCAAAGUGGCAGAGGAGAGCUUGCGUGCCCAGUUCAUGAAAAGCUUCAUGGAUCCGGACCUUUCUCAUGCCAUCAAACAGCAAGUUCCACGUGGCGACUUGCAUGCCAUCGCUGCUUUUCGGUCCUUCGCUGCGGACAUGGAAAAUUCCUCGCGGCUUGCAAAGGAGAGAAAGGAUGAAGAGUUAGCCCCGCAGCUCAGGCUGGCCGACUGCAGCUCCGUGAUGGCAAAGUUGGAAGCAGACUUGCAGAUCCUCAAGGACAGAGAGGGGGAUCAAACUGCCCAGGCGAUCAAGAACGCCAAGGACAUGAAAUAUCUUCGAGAUAGACAAAAGAAAGGCCAUGACUUUGUGCACUCGUGGAUGUCAGAGCAUUGUGUCUUGAAGCUGGUCGAUGAAAAGUUUGACGGCGCAGUGGCUGAAUACUUGAAGUUCAAGGAGCAGUGGCGUGGUUUUGCUGGGUCGGAGUACACCAGUUGCAGCUUUGACAGCAUUGUGUGGCCGUCGAAUGGAGUUCUGGUUUCUAAUGGCAUGGGCCUUGUGACCUCGAUUCUGUCCAUGUCUUCGGCCAACAUGGCGUGGGUGCGGUAUCCUCUGAUGCAGUCGCAGACCACACUUGCCGCGUUGAUGAAACAUCGACACGCUUUGGAGAAGACAUGUUCCUGA
This is a messenger RNA of Cladocopium goreaui, 1497 nucleotides long. NCBI's taxonomy places the organism in Eukaryota, Dinophyceae, Suessiales, Symbiodiniaceae. The record is from the annotation of a GenBank genome assembly.